Messenger RNA from Sciurus carolinensis (gray squirrel), 2426 nucleotides. RefSeq names its product ribosomal oxygenase 2-like. Gene Ontology annotation, cellular component: nucleolus. Gene Ontology annotation, molecular function: histone H3K36 demethylase activity; histone H3K4 demethylase activity. Lineage: Eukaryota; Metazoa; Chordata; Mammalia; Rodentia; Sciuridae. The record is from RefSeq and is a predicted model, not a curated record.
AUGCCGGCGGGCGGGCGCGCGGGUUCCGCCAGGCGCGAGCUCCGCAGCUCCCCGCCAGGUCUGUGGGACCUUGGGUCUGGGCCCGAGAGCUCGCUGGCGCUGGUGGCUGCAGGGCCGGGGACGCGCCUGAACCGCUUCGGCUCCCCGGAGCUCGGGCCCUGUGGACACGCCGGGACCAGCGGUUCCCGGAGCUCAGGGUGCAGUCGCGGAUGUCUUCGACUCCUGGAGAGGCUCACGUGCCUCUGCGCGUGGUCCUGAGACCCGGGACGAACGCGGAAAGUUUGUAGGCUUGACAAGGAGGGUAGGAGCGCGGUCACCACGUGGGCUGCCGGGGCCUGGGCGGCAGGUCGGGCCUAAGAGACGCGUUGCACCCAGGAAAGCUGAAGUAGCUGUGCGUGCGGAGGCGGGAGCUGAAGCUCUCCCUUACCCAUUCCUGACUUAAAAAUAACACCCUUUGCUUCCAGUUCAUUAACUUAUCCACAAGUAAUUGGCUGCUGACUCCUUGGGUUGUCCAACAGGUUAAAAAGACCAAGGUUUUCCACUGUUUUUUUAGGAAGUGCAGGCCUGGGAGUCAAAAGGCUCUAAUUUCACCAGUAAUUAGUUGUAUGUCGUCGCCAGAAGUUUCUUUCACUGGUCUCAUCUUUUAAGUGGAAGAGCCUGAUCUACCCAGAUCUUAAACCAUCAACCAGAUGGUUUUAACUCCCGUCUCUAUUUGUGACCUCGUGGUUACCAAAGUACAUUAAUGAGACAGAAAAACCUUCUAAGAAUCUGGUGAAAAUAAUCCCUUCCUUGGGGUAGGGUUUGCAUUCCCUUCCUGCUUGAAGACAGACAAUGCCAAAGAAAGCGAAGCCUGCAGGGAAUGGGAAGGAAGAGAGUCCUGUUCCCUCUAAGCAGGUGAAGGCAGAGGCAGCUGGUGGGCCUUCCAUCUUAAACUUUGAGAGCCCCAGUGGUCUCUUUGAAAGUUUGAUUUCACCCAUCAAGGCAGAGACUUUUUUCCAGGAAUUCUGGGAGCAGAAGCCCCUUCUCAUUCAGAGGAACGACCCUGCACUGGCCACAUACUACCAGUCCCUGUUCAGGCUGACGGAUCUGAAGAGUCUGUGCAGCCAGGGUAUAUCCUAUGGAAGAGAUGUGAAUGUCUGUCGUUGUGUCAAUGGGAAGAAAAAGGUUUUAAAUAAAGACGGAAAAGCACACUUCCUUCAGCUGAGAAAAGAUUUUGAUCAGAAAAGGGCAACAAUUCAAUUUCACCAACCUCAGAGAUUUAAGGAUGAGCUUUGGCGUAUCCAGGAGAAGCUGGAAUGUUACUUUGGCUCGUUGGUUGGCUCCAAUGUGUACAUAACCCCCGGAGGAUCUCAGGGCCUACCUCCCCACUAUGAUGAUGUUGAGGUUUUCAUCCUGCAGCUGGAGGAGAAGCACUGGCGCCUUUACCCACCCACAGUGGCCCUGGCACGUGAGUACAGCGUGGAGGCUGAGGCCAGGAUUGGCGCUCCAACACAUGAAUUCACGUUGAAGCCAGGUGAUUUGUUGUACUAUUCCCCAGAGGGACAUUCUCAGGAAGCGGACACUUUGGAAGUGGUGGCAGGAUCAGGGGAUGGAUGUGUAACUAGUUGCCAAACAGUUUCAUGGGGAGAUUUUCUUUUGGACACCAUUUCAGGGCUUGUGUUUGAUACUGCAAAGAAAGAUGUAGCAUUACGGACUGGAAUACCCCGGCAGCUGCUCAUGCAGGUGGAAACCACAACAGUUGCAACAAGAAGAUUAAGUGGCUUUUUGAGGACUCUUGCAGACCGGCUGGAAGGCACCAAAGAGCUACUUUCAUCAGACAUGAAGAAAGAUUUUGUUAUGCACAGACUACCCCCUUACUACAUGGGAGAUGGAACAGAGCUGUUGACACCAGGUGGAAAGUUACCAAGGUUGGACAGCGUAGUGAGUCUGCAAUUUAAAGAUCACAUCAUCCUCACAGUAGGGCCAGAUCAGGAUCAAUCUGAUGAAGCUCAAGAAAAGAUGGUUUACAUCUAUCAUUCUCUCAAGAAUAGGAGAGAAAUACACAUGAUGGGAAAUGAGGAAAUAGAGUCUCAUGGACUUCGUUUCCCUUUUUCACAUGUGGAUGCACUGAAGCAAAUUUGGAACAGUUCAGCAAUUUCCGUCAAGGACCUGAAGCUUACUACGGAUGAGGAAAAGGAAAGCCUGGUAUUAUCCCUCUGGACAGAAUGUUUAAUCCAAGUAAUCUAAUGCUGUUAUGGAAUCAAAUACCUGUUAUUUUAUAUAUAUUUUUUUUUUAAAGGGAUGUUGGUAGGAGAAAAAUGUCAAAUGUCCUUACUUACCAACCCCUAAUCAAUAUAUGGGAACAUGGAAGGGGGGAAAAAAAAAACCCAAAACAAAAACCAAAUUACAAGGUAUCCCAGAAUGUGACAAAACUGUAUUUUUGACAA